This is a messenger RNA of Orussus abietinus, 1914 nucleotides long. It is a transcript of the gene TyrRS-m, whose product is annotated as tyrosine--tRNA ligase, mitochondrial. The transcript is spliced from 3 exons. The coding region runs from base 370 to 1755 and encodes 461 amino acids. Gene Ontology annotation, biological process: tyrosyl-tRNA aminoacylation. Gene Ontology annotation, molecular function: RNA binding; tyrosine-tRNA ligase activity; ATP binding. Lineage: Eukaryota; Metazoa; Arthropoda; Insecta; Hymenoptera; Orussidae. Gene Ontology annotation, cellular component: cytosol; mitochondrion. The record is from RefSeq and is a predicted model, not a curated record.
UCAAAGGAUGUCUAAAGAUUAAAUAUCUUUUUGGACAUUCUUAACAUUUACUGAAAGUUAUUACAUUAAGGGAUUUUAUUUGUGAACGUUUCUUGUACAAAAUUGUUGGACGACCAAUGAACGACAUAACCUCAAAUGCUAUUAUCUGCUAUUAUUUAUCUUCUUCGGACGAACCGGAAAAGCAGACAAGAUGCCGUGCAAAACCAUCUGAUCAGAGUAAUGAACACAAAUUUAAAGUCGUGAUGGAAUUGCAUGGAUUGUAACAUUUCGUUAUUUCUUCGCAAGAAAACGUAGCUUUCAAAAGAAAGUAUAAUUCUGUAUAACAUUACCUACUUAUUGUGUGCUCAAUUUGUUGGAAAAUUCAGAGAGAUGAACUUGAAGCACUUUUUGAGGUUAUGUACAACCGGCAAACCUGUUAUUCGUGCAGGAUGCAGACUUUACUCAAACAGAAAUAUUUUAAAGCUCAGCGAAAGAGGCAUGUUUGAGGAUAUAUUUCCUGACACCAGUGCGGAUGAGAUAAUAAAUUUAUUCAAUAAAUCACCACAACGUGUAUAUGCUGGGUUCGAUCCAACUGCAGAGAGUCUGCAUAUUGGAAACCUAUUAAUUGUGAUGAAUCUUUUACAUUGGCAAAGAUCGGGUCAUGAUGUAAUAGCCUUGAUAGGUGGUGCAACAGGGCUGAUAGGUGAUCCCAGUCACAGAACAACGGAGCGCCCUGAACUAGCUGAGGCUUUGGUAAGGAGUAACGUAGAGAGUAUCAAAGAUAACCUGCAAACGAUAUUCAAAAAUCAUGAACAAUUCUUCUGGAGAGAAGGCAGAUUGAAACCAGUGAAGUUUGUAAAUAAUUUAGAUUGGUAUCGUAAUAUCAAUGUUGUGGAGUUUAUUAGGACCAUUGGUAAACACCUUCGCCUUGGGACAAUGCUGAGCAGAACGUCGGUUAAGACAAGAUUGCAAUCUGAGACUGGGAUGAACUUUACCGAGUUCACAUACCAAGUAUUCCAAGCUUACGAUUGGUUAUAUCUGUUAAAUGAAUAUAAUUGUCGAUUCCAAAUAGGUGGCAAUGAUCAAAUGGGCAAUAUGAAAUCUGGUCAUGACCUGAUUGGCAGGGUGAAAAACGCUAAUGUCUAUGCAUUGACGUUGCCACUGAUCACAACCGAAGGUGGUAAAAAGUAUGGCAAGUCGGAAAGAAAUGCUGUAUGGUUAUCUCCAAAAAAAUCAUCAAGCUUUCAAUUCUAUCAGUUCUUUGUUAGAACUCCGGACUCUGAUGUGGAGAAAUUGCUGAAGCUGUACACUUUUUUACCACUUCGCGAAAUCGCUGAAAUUGUCGCUGCGCACAAAACAUCUCCAGAGAAGCGAGAAGCUCAAAAGGUACUUGCAGAGCAAGUUACUUUACUUGUCCAUGGAGAGGAAGGAUUACAAGCUGCAUUGCAAGCAUCAGCGGUAUUAUAUGACAGAUCAAUCGAGUCACUUUGUAAACUUAAUGCAGAAGAACUGGUCCAGGUGUUCGAAGGUGCAAGCAUGGUGGACUUAAUGCCCGAGCCUGGUCUAACAGCGUACGAGUUGGCAAUGAAAGCAAACUGUUUUAAAACUGACCACGAUGCAAUGAGAAUUAUUAAUGCUGGGGGAUUUUACAUUAAUCACCAAAAGAUUACUAAUGUGAAUGAAGCUAUUACACCUGGAAUACACGUAUUGCCUAACAAAGUGACAUUAUUGCGAGUUGGGAAAAAAACUUAUCACGUCGUCAGAUGGUUUGCGUAGUACAGUGAUGCGUACUACUUUGACUAUGUACAGUGAAUCUACAAAAAAUAAGACUAUGAUAGAUAAAAAUAAAUACUUCUAAUAUUUCAAUUUAACUUUGAUGUUUUAUCACAGCUGAAUUGAUUUUGUUUAAAUGAAUUAAAUGAAUUUAUACCCUUG